This is a messenger RNA of Microcebus murinus (gray mouse lemur), 1549 nucleotides long. The record is from RefSeq and is a predicted model, not a curated record. Lineage: Eukaryota; Metazoa; Chordata; Mammalia; Primates; Cheirogaleidae.
CCUGGUGGAUCGGCCAGAGGGACUGCUGGCUGGGUCUACGGGUGUUCCGAGUCGCUUCCGGAAGCGACCGAAUUCUAAGUCGGGCUACCAAUGUGGCAACGGAAAAAGGCGAAGCAAUAUGGCAACCAUUUUCAUUAAGGGAGGGGAGACUUUAAACUUAAUUCCGGAAUGCGACGGCAGGAAACCUCCAGAUCAGUCACUGUGCCGUUUUUACAGUUGACGGACUGUUUGGAGCCGCUCAAUACGAUUGUUUUAGAGGUUCAUCAUAAAAAAAAUUGGGUAUCCUGCGUAGGGAUGGAAUGUGGUGAAGCCCGCAGCGGACAUCUUUAUUGAUGGUCGUCAUAAGCCACGUGACAGCGUCCUGACUCCAGUCUGUUGGUUGCCCCAACGAGCACGCGCUGCCGGACUGGCCAAUCGUCUUGGCGACUCCCUUCGCCAUCUUAAUAUAGGGCAUUCUAGACAGCGGCAGGCUCUAGUGAAGUUUCUAGCUACCUUCUUGGUUGAGGGCGGAAGCGAGGGCCGUGUCGCGUCGGCGGCGCCAACAGAUUCUGCCACACGUACGUGGGAGCGGCGCCCAGGAUGCUGCGCCGCGAGGCCCGCCUGCGCCGCGAGUACCUGUACCGCAAGGCCCGCGAGGAGGCGCAGCGGUCCGCCCAGGAGAGGAAAGAGAAGGUCCGGCGCGCGCUCGAAGAAAACCGCCUGAUUCCCACUGAGUUACGCCGGGAGGCUUUGGCUUUACAGGGAUCCGUGGAGUUCGAUGACGCCGGGGGCGAAGGUGUGACCAGCCAUGUGGAUGACGAGUAUCGAUGGGCAGGGGUCGAAGAUCCCAAGGUCAUGAUCACUACGUCUCGAGACCCCAGUUCCCGCCUCAAGAUGUUUGCAAAGGAGCUGAAGCUGGUCUUCCCAGGCGCCCAGCGCAUGAACCGAGGCCGGCACGAGGUGGGGGCACUGGUGCGAGCCUGCAAAGCCAAUGGGGUCACUGACCUGCUGGUCAUCCAUGAACAUCGAGGCACACCUGUGGGGCUCAUUGUCAGCCACUUGCCGUUUGGCCCUACUGCCUACUUCACACUGUGCAACGUGGUCAUGCGACACGACAUCCCGAACCUUGGCACCAUAUCGGAGGCUAAGCCCCACCUCAUCACACAUGGCUUCUCCUCCCGCCUGGGCAAGCGGGUUUCUGACAUCCUCCGUUACCUGUUCCCUGUGCCCAAAGAUGACAGCCACCGUGUCAUCACUUUUGCAAACCAGGAUGACUACAUUUCAUUCCGGCACCAUGUCUACAAGAAGAUAGACCGCCGCAACGUGGAGCUGACCGAGGUUGGGCCCCGCUUUGAGCUGAAGCUGUACAUGAUCCGGCUAGGAACGCUGGAGCAGGAGGCCACAGCGGACGUGGAGUGGCGCUGGCACCCCUAUACCAACACCGCACGCAAGAGGGUCUUCCUUAGUGCCGAGUGAGGACACAGACGGGGAGUUCACAGACACACCCACCAAGCCUGAGUGUGGGACCAAGGGGCGGGGGGGCUCUGAAUAAACCCUCUGUCACACCCUA